Messenger RNA from Bolinopsis microptera, 1907 nucleotides. RefSeq lists its product as uncharacterized. The coding region runs from base 3 to 485 and encodes 160 amino acids. The record is from RefSeq and is a predicted model, not a curated record. NCBI's taxonomy places the organism in Eukaryota, Metazoa, Ctenophora, Tentaculata, Lobata, Bolinopsidae. The transcript has 3 exons.
GCAUGGGAACACCGGAGCGGAAUUCGAGCACGGAUCGGUUCUCCAGUAUGUCGGUACCGGAACAUUUGAGUGUGGACCCGGACGAUCUGAGAACAAGGAAGAACUCUGAUUUGAGUAACACCAGCGAUAACAUGAUGGUUCCAGACAGGCUGCUAGUAGACGACAUGACUAACCCUUACCACGUUCCACACUUGGAUACACCCCCCAGGGUCCUUACCGUCGGGGACGUUAAAAGAAGAUCUCAUGUCAACACCAACGGUUCUGUUUCCGCGCCGAUUCCUGCUGCACCAAACUUCGAACAAGACGAAGACAUCUUAACUCUCGCCAAUCGAAUCCUAGCUCUCCAUCAAAAAGUGAUCACACUUGAAAACAGAUUGAACAUCAAAACUGAAUCCAGUUUUACGGGCGCUGCUGCAUAUUACUUCAAGAUAUUUGGGAUUAGCCUCGCGGCUGCAUUUCUAGUGCAGUUUCUUUCAAAGAGAUGACAUACUUGCUAAUUAAUUCAUAACUUUGGUUUAUUGUCUUCAUAUUAUGUGCGAGAGGUGAAAUCAGCUUAAAGAGCUGCUCUAUUAGUUGGACAAUGAACAUGAACAAAUAUUCACUCCUCUUGAGCAUCGCCUUCAUAGCAACAAUAUUCACUCUUCAUAGAUAUGGAUGCUGGCGGGGAGGUUAACCAAUUUUGUUUUGACACGUGACAGUGAUUACGGGUUUUGAUUGGUCAUUAGUAAAAGCUGAUCUAUUGAUCUCUAUCACGUGUCAGAAAUACUAUUGCUCACUUCCCGAUCAGUAUCAUAAUCUACAUUUUGACUGAUAUUUGGCGCUGUUAACAGCUCAUUUGGUAAUGCAUAUUUACUGUGUAUGUAUAUUUGUAAGGUUUUGUCAUCGAGUUUAUAUGCAAACUAAGAUAAUAGUUGUAUGAUCAUGUUAAUAGUUUAUACUUUAUAGCGUUAUUAUUAGCGAUCUGCAAUUUUUAAGGUUUCUUCGAUAUUUUGAAAUUUUAGGAUCACUUGAUUAUCUUAACGAAUUGAUUAACUGUGCAUGAUGACUAAAGACUUACGAUAAUGCCAGUAUUUUUACUGGGUAUAAUAAUGAUUAAAGAGCCAUACAACAAAGUUACCAAUGUUUCUGUGCAGCGAAGAAACAUGAACUUGUAACUGGUAAUUACUGCACUGUUAUCGGGUCAAUUCAUUAUUAUUGCUGUUAUUGUUAUUGCCCUCUUACUGAUCUGUACCAGUGCCAAUGUUUCUGUGCGGCUAUUGGUCACUCUAUUAGUCUGUGUUUGAUAUAUUUUAUCAAUUAUUUGUCUUUGUUAAAGUUGGUAUGCAGUAAACCUUGAUAAAUUUUAUCAAUUAUUCGUCCAUGUUUCGGUUGUUUGUAUGCAAUAAAACUUUAUAUAUUUUGCCACUCCCACAAAAUGUUACCAACAUCUGUGUUUAAUGGCUUGGGAUCGUUCAGAUAUUACGUUAGCAGCCUAAGGGGAGGGUGAUUGGAAUUGCUAAGGCUAUCUUAAUUUCUACAAAAUGUCUAAUAGCUAUGUGUGAAAGUAAUUUAGUAGAGGAGAGAGGGUCUAAAAUGGGAAAAAUCUGGCUUGAUGAUAAUAAUAUGUGAACGAUCCCCAAUCCCCAUAGAUAACUCAAGUCGUGUUAACCAUAGUUAAUCUUCGUGCGGUCAGUAGAAUUAAAGACCCUAAAUAACUGGAUAUCGAACUUAUCGUGGUUGCUUAAGAAUGCAAUUACAUUUUAAAUCGACUUUUUUUGUUAAUCGUAUUAUAACUCAAGGUUGUGAUCAUGAUAUUUAUUGGUGAGAUGCUUGGUAACUUUUAAAUGGUAUAAUUACAAUUGAAUUGAUAAUUAGUUUUUCGCCAUACUGUAUUAUGUGAAUUCAACUUUUUAAGUUUGAUAGCACUG